AAGUUUGUUUAUUAUGGGUUAUCUUUAACAAAAGGAGCAAAGACCCAUACUUUCUCAAUUAUAACUUCGCCCCCAUUGGGGAUGAAUAUCGAAUACCGCGUGUUCUCGUAGUCUUUCUCGCCGAAAAAUCCAACAAAAAUGCUCAACAAUUUGCCGUAUCAUCUGAUAUGACAGAAUCCCCAACAUCAACCCUCGAAAUUUCUGGUUUCUUCUCUAUUAUCAUCAACCCCUUUCACUGUCUUAAGGUUGUAAAGCACAUUUGAUUCGGUAACCACCUGAGUAAUUCGAGAGUAAACAGAGAGGGUUUACUGGUCCGCAGAAUCGUUAAAGUUUCUGCGAGCCUCGAGUCCUCUCUCAGUUUUGGUGUAAAAUCUUUUUACAUUGCAUUAAAGUUAUCAUCAUGGGUGCUGUUUGUUGCUGCUUGCAUUAUGACUGUGAAGAUUACGUUAAUCCCAACAGUAAUCUAUACAGAAACUGCAUUUGCCUUCGAUGCUUUCUUCAAAAUUUCUUAUAUUUGUACGCAUCAUUAUUUCAAAGAGGGGAAGAACAUGUGAGGCUUCAGAGUCCUUCGUCUCUUCAAGGGACAUCGUCUUUUAAUUCAUCAGCAUCGCUUGAUAACUCAUUAUCCGGUGUUUAUCGGGCCCCACCGAGACCUUUGCCAUACGAUGUUGACCCGAGAUAUAUACGUCUUCAAAGAGAUGGACUGGUCUCGAGACGGGAGAAAGGGUCGAGUCGGUCACAGGAAGAAGGUGACCCGUUAAGAGGAAGUGACAGUGAUAUGGAAACAGAUCCUUUGUGUGCUGGAAACAAAUGGAAUAACUCAACUUGUGAAGAUGAAACAAAAGGGUCCUACACAAAGUCUUCUGUUAAGCUUUCGAGUCCGAAAGAGGCAACAGGAUUUGCACAUAUUCUUUCUCCAUCGGAAGAUGAAGACGUUUGUCCAACAUGUCUUGAAGAAUAUACUACCGAAAACCCUAAGAUAAUUACAAAGUGUUCACACCAUUUUCACCUUGGCUGCAUAUACGAGUGGAUGGAAAGAAGUGAAAACUGCCCUGUUUGUGGCAAGGUGAUGGCAUUUGAUGAGACUGGUGAGGCUUAACCUGAAGUGUUCCUGCUGGAAUGAGACCCGUAAAGAGAUGAAUACGAUUAAGAAAUCAAGAAAAACAGCUUGUAAAUUCAUUGUGAAUACCCACAUGUUAUCAAGUGUUCUUUCAUGUAAAAAGAUUGGAAAAUUGCUCGAUAUUAGUUCGUCACAGGCUGUUUUUCCUUAUGAUGAAUAUUGUUUUUUCCCUCAUUAUAAUAUAUAUAUCAUGUUCUCUUUGAA
Messenger RNA from Helianthus annuus (common sunflower), 1324 nucleotides. Its product is annotated as E3 ubiquitin-protein ligase At3g02290. Gene Ontology annotation, molecular function: ubiquitin-protein transferase activity. The record is from RefSeq and is a predicted model, not a curated record. The transcript has 5 exons. Bases 401 to 1099 code for a protein of 232 amino acids. NCBI's taxonomy places the organism in Eukaryota, Viridiplantae, Streptophyta, Magnoliopsida, Asterales, Asteraceae.